GCGUGGAGCUGUGUGCAACCUCCGCCUCUGUCGUGCUGUACUGAUGAAGGAUGAAAUUUCUUGGUAAGAUGCUGGGAAUACUGGCGGUUCUGACCGUGAGCUUCGUCAUUCCCGGGUAUUACAUGCUGUUUCAGAAUGCCAUUCGAAUGAAUCCACAAGCCACUGGUGACUUUGCUUACCUAAAAUGUAUCAGCAGGGAGUCAGACGGAGAUGUAGAUGAUGUGUCGGAAGCGCGGCUGCUGAAGAAGGAGGUGCGCGUGCUGGUGUGGGUGAUGACGUCACCUCAGAAUCUGCAAACAAGGGCGCGUGCGGUGCGCGACACGUGGGGGAAGCACUGCAACAAGUUGCUCUUCUUCAGCUCCGAGACGGACAAGAACUUCCCCACAAUCGGCCUCAACGUCAGCGAGGGCCGCGAGCACCUGACGGCCAAGACCAUGAACGGCUUCCGGUACGUCUACGAGCACCACUUGGACGACGCCGACUGGUUCAUGAAGGUGGACGAUGACACGUACGUGAUAGUGGAGAACCUGCGCUACUUCCUGUCCAACGAGGACACGAGGGAGCCCGUGUGGUUCGGCCAUCACUUCAAGAUCAUCGUCAAGCAGGGCUACUACAGCGGGGGCGGCGGCUACGUGUUGAGCAAGGAAGCGCUCAAACGUUUAUACGAGAAAGUUGUACCUGCAGGUUCUGACCCGAAAGUCUGUCGCCAAGAUGGCGGCGGAGAGGACGCAGAACUGGGCAGGUGCAUGGAGACGCUUGGGGUUCGAACCUCCAACACAUCCGACGUCAUGGGUCGUAGUCGCUUCCACUGCUUUGACCCCGAGACGUUCCUGUCUGGCAACUAUCCUGAUUGGUACUACCACUACGACACCAACGGCGCCCAGAAGGGAAUCGAUGUGAUGAGCGACUACUCCAUCACCUUCCACUACGUGUCACCUGAGAAGAUGCAGGCCUUGGAGUUCUACAUCUACCAUCUCCACCCAUACGGCAUCAACAAAGGUCGACAGAAUCUGAACAGAGGUUCGUUCAGGAGCCAGGAAGUGCAGCCAACUAGGAGAUAGGACUAUUUGAGCGAUGUGUGCAACCUUUGACCUCAGAUUUAUUUUCCAGAGAGAAAGACAUGGUUCUCACCUGCAGCGCGUGAGACAAGACUUUAAACCAACACUUAAAACACAAGCGAGCCUCGAAUUUCUAAAAUAGGUAAAAUAUUGGUAACAGGUGCCCUAACAUGCUCACACAAGUAAGCAAUUUUGUCUUUAAUUAUUCCUUUUAGAAGUGUCCCGCUUUAUGUCGAUAAAUAUUUUUCAAAUUUUUAAUAUAUUUUUACUGGUUAAAAAGUCAUUAUUUUAGUCAAAUUUUGUUUCAAAAUACUAGCUGAAACCUUGGUCGUUUUCUUCGUUACACAUUCUGUCAAUGCCAUAAUAAAUGUUCACAUAUCACGUAUAGUUGUCCUGUAAUAAUCAAACAUGAUUAUUGCUCAAUUAGAAUUUCUCUCAAAAAUUGGUAUGCCUCUAGCAAAAUGAAACAUAGUUUUGUCUAAGCACUUUCGUGUUGUGGAACGAGGAUGUUUUGAUGUAAUAAGAGAGCUGUAUGAUAAUACUAAAAACAUCGGACGUAUUAUCACAAGUAUUUAAUUUUUAAAGAAACGUAGAAGUAAUUGCAGAGUUUAUGUGCUAAUUUGUCUGUUCUAUUAAUGCCAGUGCUAAAAUAUAUAUCAGACCCUUAAAAGUAUCAGUAACUUUUAUCAGUACAGUUAUGAGAUCGUCGUGGAAACAUUUUCAUUGUGAGCAACCAAAUUUUCUUCCACAGAUGUAGUUCAGUGUAAUAAAGUAUACCGUAAAAUCCUGAUCACCCUGUAAAUUUGCAACGUUUAAUUUGGAGCUAAAUCAGUGCUGUUUGUUUUUGUUUUUGUUUUGUUUUGUUUUUUUGUAAAUAAACUUUUGACACAGAAAGUGACCUAUAGCAUUUGUACGUAUGUAAUCACGAUGUGUGUUCAAACAGGCGUAUGUGCGUGUUUGUGUUAGUGUACAUAUGCAUAUACAUACAUAAGAUAUGUGUAUGUGUAAUAAUAAAAAAUGUGUGCUUGU
Messenger RNA from Pomacea canaliculata, 2087 nucleotides. RefSeq names its product glycoprotein-N-acetylgalactosamine 3-beta-galactosyltransferase 1-like. Gene Ontology annotation, molecular function: N-acetylgalactosaminide beta-1,3-galactosyltransferase activity. Lineage: Eukaryota; Metazoa; Mollusca; Gastropoda; Architaenioglossa; Ampullariidae. The transcript has 6 exons. Gene Ontology annotation, cellular component: membrane. The record is from RefSeq and is a predicted model, not a curated record. Bases 51 to 1061 code for a protein of 336 amino acids.